Molecule: messenger RNA, 471 nt
Organism: Ophidiomyces ophidiicola
Lineage: Eukaryota; Fungi; Ascomycota; Eurotiomycetes; Onygenales; Onygenaceae
Exons: 1
Coding region: 1-471 (156 amino acids)
Biological process (GO): purine nucleobase metabolic process
Source: RefSeq, a predicted model, not a curated record
AUGAACGUGACCCAACAUCCCAUCUCCUUUCAUGUCCUCGACACAGUCAACGGCACCACCGGAGCCGGGCUCUCCAGCGUACUUACUCUGGUGAACUACAAACUCCCCAGCGGCUCCGGCAACAGUUCGUUCUCUCCUAGCAUUCGGGGAACGCAGUAUCAUGCCGUCACGGACAGCGAUGGCCGCGUGAGAGUAUGGAAGCCCACCAACUCAUCUUCGCCCAGUCUUCCGGAGCUCUUCGCGUCGUUUCCCGUUGCAACCACGGCCGGCGGGCCCUCGACGCAGUCGACUUGGAAUAUCAAGGUGGAGAGUGUUGAUGAUUGGUAUGGGGAGCGGGGAAUUAAAUGUUUCUGGCCUGAAGUGAGUGUCAGUUUUAUCGUGGAUGGAAAGCCGGGAGAACCGAACUGGAAACACUAUCAUGUUCCCAUGCUGCUUGGGCCCUGGUCCUAUUCGACAUACCGCGGGUCCUAG